Trichophyton verrucosum HKI 0517 is the source of this 1056-nucleotide messenger RNA. RefSeq lists its product as uncharacterized. The record is from RefSeq and is a predicted model, not a curated record. The transcript is spliced from 3 exons. Gene Ontology annotation, molecular function: magnesium ion binding; isocitrate dehydrogenase (NADP+) activity; NAD binding. Gene Ontology annotation, cellular component: mitochondrion. Gene Ontology annotation, biological process: isocitrate metabolic process. NCBI's taxonomy places the organism in Eukaryota, Fungi, Ascomycota, Eurotiomycetes, Onygenales, Arthrodermataceae. The annotation marks the transcript as partial.
GGCCUCGAGUACCGUGAUCAGACGGACGACCAAGUCACCGUUGAUGCCGCAGAGGCCAUCAAGAAGUAUGGUGUUGGCGUCAAGUGUGCCACCAUCACCCCUGACGAGGCUAGAGUGGAGGAGUUCAAGCUGAAGAAGAGCAAGUCUACCACUCCGCGCUAUAUAUUCUGUCCUGUCUUGCUAACACCCUACCUCAGUGUGGCUAUCUCCCAAUGGAACCAUCAGAAACAUCCUUACCGGGCCACAGACCGCCUCAUCCCCGGACCUGGCACCCUCGAGCUCGUUUACACACCUGCCGGUGGAGAGCCAGAGCGCAUCCAGGUAUAUGACUUCAAGGGCCCCGGUAUUGCACAAACACAGUACAACCUCGACGAAUCCAUUCGAGGAUUCGCACAUGCCAGUUUCAAGCUGGCUAGCCUUAAGAGCCUGCCCAUGUACAUGAGCACCAAGAACACUAUCCUGAAGAAGUACGAUGGCCGUUUCAAGGACAUCUUCCAGGAGAUCUACGAUAAGGAGUACAAGGCCGACUUCGAGGCCAAGGGUAUCUGGUACGAGCACCGUCUCAUUGACGACAUGGUUGCUCAGAUGAUCAAGUCUGAGGGAGGCUAUGUCAUUGCCAUGAAGAACUACGACGGUGACGUCCAAUCCGAUAUCGUUGCCCAGGGUUUCGGCUCUCUCGGACUCAUGACCUCUACCCUGACUACCCCUGCCGGUGAUGCCUUCGAGUCUGAAGCUGCCCACGGCACCGUCACCCGCCACUAUCGCGAACACCAGAAGGGUCGCGAAACCUCUACCAACCCCAUCGCAUCUAUCUUCGCCUGGACCCGAGGCCUGGUUCGUCGCGGCCAGCUCGACGAGACUCCGGAGGUUGUUAACUUCGCUGAGCAGCUUGAGCGCGCUUGCGUUGAAGUUGUUGAUAUUGAAGGCAUCAUGACCAAGGAUUUGGCCUUGGCAUGCGGAAAGAAGGAUAGAGAAAGCUGGGUUACCACCAAAGAGUACCUUGCUGCUGUCGAGAGACGGCUGCAGAAGAAUUUGGGUGAGGAGACUAAGCUGUAG